This is a messenger RNA of Gossypium arboreum, 2279 nucleotides long. RefSeq lists its product as uncharacterized. Bases 691 to 2040 code for a protein of 449 amino acids. The record is from RefSeq and is a predicted model, not a curated record. The transcript has a single exon. NCBI's taxonomy places the organism in Eukaryota, Viridiplantae, Streptophyta, Magnoliopsida, Malvales, Malvaceae.
UGUCGGCCUGCUACACAAUCAAUCGGGCGCUUUUCCUCCAUCCACACAAAACACAAAGUCCUCGACUUAGCUAAACCCAAACUUAUACGUACAUGCUAGUUGACAACUUGACAUAAAAAUAACCAAAAACCCUCACUUAUAAAUUGCUUUGCCAACAAGUCUGAUUUUUUUUUUUUCAUUUGUCGUGCCUCCAUGGAACUCUCCGGCUGAGCAGAUUAUUCAUGAUUCCAAUUGCACGAUUCUCGCCUUAAUUUCAGGGAAGUUAUUUCCUUCUUCUUCUUCUUCUUCUAUUUUUGAUUUCUGGGUAUUUCAGAUUUGGUAAAGCUAAGCUAAGCUAGGUGGGGUCUUUUUGGGGUGUCAGUUAGAUGAAUAUUAAUGUUAGGUGCCUUUAUUUCUUGAUCUUGAAGGUGGGUUUUUUUUUUUAUUUGCCUAUCAAGUUAUAUUCUUUGUGAGAUUUGUCCUUAGUGAUAGAAGUCUGUUUGUUUAGUUUGAUGAGCUGGGUAUUUCGGGAUUUUGUCACUGGUUUGUUUGAUAGCUGGAAAUGUUUUGCAAGUGAAAAACAAAUAAAUGUUUCUUUUUUUAUGGGGGCGAGGGGUUGAGCGUUUGAAUCCCAGAUAGGAACAAGUAACAGUAGGGUUAAAAGUAAAUAAGUUGAUGGAAUGACAUAUAAUUGUUUGCUUAAAACAAGUAAUGGAAGGAAAUUUAUCACAAGGAGGAAUGAUUCCUGGUGGGGGUUCUUUUGGAGGCCUUGACUUGCAAGGAUCAAUGAGAGUUCAUAAUCAUGCACAAAACCCUCAUAGUAUACAUCAACAUCACCACCCUAACCCUCGCCAAGGUGCUUCUCUUCAUGCUUCUAUUCAUGAGGAUUUUCCACUCAAGAUGGGGAAUAUACAGAACUCUGACCAAAUCAUUUCCUUGAUGGAUUACAACAAGGGGGAGAGGGGGAAAAGUUCGGUGAGUGAUGAGGAUGAACCUAGUUUUACGGAAGAGGGUGUUGAUGGUCACAAUGAUGGAAGUAAAGGCAAGAAGGGAUCACCGUGGCAGCGUGUGAAGUGGACUGAUAAAAUGGUGAGGCUUCUAAUUACUGCAGUGUCUUAUAUAGGAGAGGAUGCUGCAGGGGGCUGUGGUGGUGGGAUGAGGAGGAAAUUCGCAGUAAUACAGAAGAAGGGUAAGUGGAAAUCAGUGUCGAAAGUCAUGGCAGAAAGGAGUUAUCAUGUUUCACCUCAGCAGUGUGAGGAUAAGUUCAAUGACCUGAAUAAGAGGUAUAAGAAACUAAAUGAUAUGCUUGGUCGAGGAACUUCUUGUCAGGUUGUUGAGAACCCAGCACUUUUGGAUGUUAUAGAUUACUUAACGGAGAAAGAAAAGGAUGAUGUGAGGAAAAUUUUAAGCUCAAAGCAUCUUUUCUAUGAGGAGAUGUGUUCUUAUCAUAAUGGGAACAGAUUGCAUCUGCCUCAUGAUCCGCAAUUGCAGCGUUCCUUGCAGUUGGCUUUUAAAAUUAAAGAUGAUCAAGAGAACGAUGAUGCAAAGAGGCAACGGCAUGAUGAUGACGAUGAUGAUGAUGACGAUGAUGAUGACAUGGAAACUGAUGAUCAUGAUGAAUUUGAGGAGAAUCAUGCUUCACAUGGGGAUGACAGGGGAAUAUAUAGGGUAUUAGGGGGCUCUGCCAAGAGAUCGAGACAAGUCCAGGUCCAUGAAGAUGCUUGUUUCCAUAAUUCUUCAAACUCCCAGGACUGCAACAAAAGUUCUUUUUCUUAUCCACCACCCGCACAAGCUGAUAUAAAUCAAGCACCACCUGAAAACCCAAGAGCAGCUUGGUUACAAAAGCAGUGGAUUGAGUCUCGCUCACUUCAGCUAGAAGAACAGAAACUACAAAUUCAAGUUGAGAUGCUAGAAUUGGAGAAACAGCGUUUCAAGUGGCAGAGAUUCAGUAAGAAGAGGGAUCGUGAGCUUGAAAAGAUGAGAAUGGAAAACGAGAGGAUGAAGCUUGAGAAUGAGCGAAUGGCAUUAGAGUUGAAGCGAAAGGAACUGGAUGCUGAUUAAAACCAUGUGAUUUUUACCUCAAUCUUCUUAUAUUCUUUUACAGUGGCAGGCCUGGAUGCAAAUUUAAUUUCUGCUAUAUUGUUAUCCUGAAGUAUUGAAUAUAGAAUUGGCAGACUAAGUUGAAAAAUGAUGAUGCCUACUUUUAUUGUGUAAACAUAUGCAUGACUUUUUAAAAUUUGUAUGUAGUUGUUUUGCUCUUUGUGAAUUGGUAUUAAUUAGCUAGAAGAGUUUUGUGCAAA